AUGGAGGAUACCUUUGACGUUGCAGUGAUCGGGGCCGGUAUGGCAGGUCUUGUCACAGCACGCGAUCUGAGCCAAAAAGGCCACUCAGUGGUUCUUCUCGAGGCCCGAGACAGAGUGGGCGGGCGGACUUAUACGAAGACUGUGUUUGGAGAAUCACUCGAGUUGGGCGGUGCUUAUGUGCACUGGACACAACCUGCCUUGUGGCAGGAGCUGCAGCGGCAGAAUCUGGCUGUGCUGAAUCCGCCGAAAAUCAACAAGAACGUGUAUUGGUUAGCAGAUGGUGCAGUUCAUACAACCACACGGGAUCGCUACAACGAAAUAACCUCGCCACUCCUAGGCCAGCUAUUUGCUGACGCACGUGAACGGUUUCCUGUACCGUUCGAUGUGAAUGCAGUUGAUACCAGCGAUAUAGAGAAGGUGUCACUCGAGGACCGCAUAAAUUCAUUGAAUCUACCGGCAUACGAACGAGACACGCUGAAGGGGACAAUGGCCGGCGUGUGUUCCUCGUACCAAACGCAGGGGAUCGCGCAACUCCUGCAUUCUGUGGCUGUGUUUUUUGGAGACUACCGGGCCUUCUAUGAGACUGCUGGACAAUGGAGUAUCCAAGGCGGCAUGAAUGCUCUUAUAGAAGCUAUUAUCUCUGAAUCCAAGGCUCAGUUACGACUCUCAGCCCCAGUUGCGUCAAUCUCCGAUAAUGGCUCCCGGGUAUUGGUUACCACGCGGACAGGUGGCCAGCAGAUCAACGCUCGUAUAGCUAUCGUUACUACGCCACUCAAUACGAUGGGUGACAUACGGAUCACCCCCGAUGUGUCUCCGAAAGUUCGAACUAUGAUUGACCAAAAGAAUCCGGUAAUGGCCAGCAAAUUAUGGGUCCGAGUGAAGGGUGCGAUUGAGGACUUCAGCAUCUACGCGCCCGCCGGGCAGCAUUCUAUAAAUGUGGCUAGAACCACGGGCCGCCUCGGAAAUGGAGAUGGGCUAGUUAUGUGCCUGUGCACCAAUGCUGCAUCAAUACGUGGGAAUGAUUGCGAGGAAGUGCAAACAGCGCUGCGAAAAUUCAUUCCCACUAUCGAAGUGGUCGACGUAUUCUGCCAGAACUGGGCGACGGAAGAAUUCUCUAAGGGAGGCUGGAUAAAUCACAGACCAGGAAGCCUGACUGGUGCACUUCCACAAAUUCGCAAGCCACAUGGUCGUAUUUAUUUUGCCGGUAGUGAUGUUGCCGCCCUCUAUCCUGGUGCAAUUGAAGGCGCCAUGCAAAGUGCCACAGUUACUGCCCGCGAUGUGGAUACAGCGCUAGCUAGUGACAAGAUACCACGCGUGAAGCUAUAA
Messenger RNA from Penicillium riverlandense, 1326 nucleotides. Its product is annotated as flavin monoamine oxidase family protein. Bases 1 to 1326 code for a protein of 441 amino acids. The transcript has a single exon. The record is from RefSeq and is a predicted model, not a curated record. Gene Ontology annotation, molecular function: oxidoreductase activity. NCBI's taxonomy places the organism in Eukaryota, Fungi, Ascomycota, Eurotiomycetes, Eurotiales, Aspergillaceae.